GGGCGGGCUCUGCUGCUUUUCAAGUCGGCCUUGGUACGGAUCGAGCGCGCGCGGACCCUGCACCGGCCGCGGAGCCGCCAUGGGCCCGCUGGGCCCUGGGCGCCGCGCAGCGCGAGCACCGGCCUGGAGCCAGGGCCAAACCAGGUGCCUGCCCCGAGGAGGGGGCACGGUAAUUCCGUGUUGCUUAGAUGAGGAAAUGGCAGUGGGCCAUUAUUGCCUCUUAACCAAAUUGAAUCUACAAGAUGGCUGACCAGAACCCUGGGGGCAUUAGCCCCCUCCAACAAAUGGUGGCCUCAGGCACCGGGGCUGUGGUCACCUCCCUCUUCAUGACACCCUUGGACGUGGUGAAGGUACGCUUGCAGUCUCAGCGCCCCUCCGUGGCCGGUGAGCUGAUGUCUUCCUCCAGACUCUGGAGCCUCCCCUACGCCAAAUUGCCCUCCUCUCUCCGAUCCACAGGGAAGUGCCUCCUGUACUGCAAUGGUGUCCUGGAGCCCCUGUACUUGUGCCCAAAUGGUGCCCGCUGUGCCACCUGGUUCCAGGACCCCACGCGUUUUACGGGCACCUUGGAUGCCUUUGUGAAGAUCGUGAGACGUGAAGGCACUAGGACCCUGUGGAGCGGCCUCCCAGCCACCUUGGUUAUGACUGUGCCGGCCACUGCCAUCUACUUCACCGCCUAUGACCAACUCAAGGCCUUCCUUUGUGGUCGAGCCCUGACUUCUGACCUCUACGCACCUAUGGUGGCUGGCGCACUAGCCCGCUUGGGAACCGUGACUGUGAUCAGCCCCCUGGAGCUGGUGCGGACAAAGCUGCAGGCUCAGCACGUGUCAUACCGGGAGCUGGGUGCCUGUGUCCGAGCUGCCAUGGCUCAGGGCGGCUGGCGCUCGCUGUGGCUGGGCUGGGGCCCCACUGCCCUUCGGGAUGUGCCCUUUUCAGCCCUGUACUGGUUCAACUAUGAGCUGGUGAAGAGCUGGUUGAGCGGGCUCAGGCCAAAAGACCAGACAUCCGUGGGCAUCAGCUUUGUGGCUGGCGGCAUCUCAGGGACGGUGGCGGCCAUCCUGACUCUACCCUUUGACGUGGUGAAGACGCAACGCCAGGUCGCACUGGGAGCGGUGGAGGCUGUGAGAGUGACGCCCCCGCACGCCGACUCCACCUGGCUGCUGCUGCGGAGGAUCCGGGCUGAGUCUGGCACCAGGGGACUCUUUGCAGGCUUUCUCCCGAGGAUCAUCAAGGCUGCCCCCUCCUGUGCCAUCAUGAUCAGCACUUACGAGUUUGGCAAAAGCUUCUUCCAGAGGCUCAACAGAGAACAGCCUCUGGGCCCUUAAAAGGAGCCAGGGGACAAGGCCCCUAUCUCUUCCAUGGAUGGGGGUGGGGCAGAAGGAGACUGAGCCAAGUGCCUUGUCCUCAGCACUGAGGGGAGGGGCCUCAUUUCCUUUCCCUCUCAACUAUGAGCUCCAGGGGUUGGGGCUACCCCUCUAGGUCUGCCAAGGCCCCCCUAAAACAGCUUUCUUCCUGCUGUUCCUCAUUCCCAAGCCCCAAGGAUAAUCACUUUUCCAGCCCCCCCCCCCGCCCCGACCAAGUUCAAGACCAAAUCUGAUAACUGCCCCCUCCCUUCCCACCAUUUCCCUGUGUUUGCUGUAGCUGGGUCUGCUUCUGGGAGCCACAAAACCCUGGGCCUGGUGUAGUCUGCACCCUUCCCUGUUAAUUCCUUGAGUCUAAAGAUGAUGAACUUCUCUCCA
Prionailurus viverrinus (fishing cat) is the source of this 1736-nucleotide messenger RNA. It is a transcript of the gene SLC25A39, whose product is annotated as solute carrier family 25 member 39. The record is from RefSeq and is a predicted model, not a curated record. The transcript has 13 exons. NCBI's taxonomy places the organism in Eukaryota, Metazoa, Chordata, Mammalia, Carnivora, Felidae. Gene Ontology annotation, biological process: mitochondrial transmembrane transport. The coding region runs from base 243 to 1322 and encodes 359 amino acids.